This is a messenger RNA of Amoebophrya sp. A25, 3762 nucleotides long. Lineage: Eukaryota; Dinophyceae; Syndiniales; Amoebophryaceae. The record is from the annotation of a GenBank genome assembly.
CCCAGACAGCCUGGAAGUGUUCGAAAGAUAGUCAGAGCAACAAUCAUUAGAAAAACUACAGAAUGAGACUCAUAGGAGCAAACCACCGAGCGACCGCCAGUAUUCAUCACGUCUUUUGAAAGUUUUUUUGGUCCAAGCGCAAGCAAGAUAGAGGAUAGAAGUUGAAAAGGCAGAAGAUAGAAGGUGAAAAGUGAGUAGGUUUUACAGGCGUACCCAGCUAUGAUGUCUGGACGCGGAGAAGACGAAGCGAACUUUGUUUGGCAAAGGCUUUCGGCUUCUUGAAAAAUAAACACUGAGAAAAUCAACGCUUCAUAGAUGUACAUGUACUAGAUCGACUUAAAUGAUUAUUUGACAACCCACGACGAUCUAAAGUCUGUCCCGCUGCAUAUUGAUGCGCUUAUAAUUCUGAUGUAGAGAACUAGCACAACUACAGCCUAACCUAACCUGCAAGAUCCAUAACCUAACCUAAUCUACAACCUGAGGAUGAAGUGAGUUAUUUCUCUGGACGAUACUAUUACCAAGCGAUUUCGUCUGCGGCUGCGGUGUGAGCCGCGUUUUCUCGCGACUCGUGGAGUCGCUUUGCAUCACAUCAGCAUCAGGUACCUUAAUAUUUUCAUUUUGUGUCUCCUUGGUCAUGAUCUACAUAAGAUAGAAAGUAGAGAUGAUCGUUUCCUGCUCCAUUUCUUCACCUCCUAGAGGUUGGCAUCCAACUACGACAGGAUUCCUUCACACCACCAGUCAACAGCAUGGAUACGAGAGGGUCUUUCGGACGCGGGUCGUCGCGCGGCCUUUUUGCACCAUCUCCCUUCGGCAACGAUGACUGGAUGAGGGAAGGAAACCAUCAAGCAUACCAUGAAGGGAGCGUGGAAGUGGAUGAUUAUUAUGCUUGGAGUUUUUAGUCUUAGGGCUUAGGGUUGUCACUGUCACAGUCACUCGCACUUGUUGUAGAAGUGCAGUUGGCCCUUAAUUCUCCUCCAAAUAUCUAGUCUGCAGUUUUACUUCCCAUUCAAGCCACUUCAGUGAAGUCUAGUUGGGGUUAGCCACUAGCUGAACGCUUGACUAUAAGUUGCUUAGGAGCUUCUAGUUUUCUAGAGCAUUACUUCUACGUAUAAUACAGUCACUCGCACUUGUUGUAGAAGUGCAGUUGGCCCUUGACGUUGAUCGUCGCUCGCCUAGAUGGCAAUUGAAAUAUGGCUUGGUACGUACUACUCCUAACCUAACCAUUACUGAUGAUGAUGAUGAUGAAAUUGUUCAUGUUGUUGGCCUUCAUGUUCAUUGAGCAGAAUGUAGAGCACCUUCUAACCCUUCGGCCAAGGUUCUUCACCCUUGGUAAUACCAGACGAACGACCAGCCGGUCAGGAGGCAGAGGUGAUAGCCCUUGGCGGUGACUCGCCUGGCGGCUUUAGAACUGAUUUGGAGCAAGACCAGGCCCACGGUCAACACCCAGAGGACGGUGGUUCUGGGAUUUUAUCGAGCGUGAGUAAGUUAUGGCAGAUGUUGACUCAGAUUGAGUGAAGAUGGAGAGUAUUUUUCUGAUACAACGGCGUUUCGUCGUGUACAAUAAUCUUCAGAUCUCUGGGGCGGUCGUACUCAUUAGGGUUUGGGGUUUGGGUUUGGGCAUCCUGAAAUGGCAGCAGUAUGCGACUGUUGUCUCACCUCUUCGGUUAGGGGUGAUUGGCAGAAGAAAAGGCACUGAUAGUGAUGGAGAUUCUAAUACUCAGAUAGUGAUGGAGAGUAUUUUUCUGAUACAACUACGGUAGAAAUAUUCUUCACCCUCUGCAAUCCCGAUCAUUAGCAUGUCUAGAGCUCCUUAGCUUUUGCUGUUGUGUUCCUCCUGAUACUUCACUUUCACACCACCCAAUACCCCGCUUGAAGCCGGUACAGCUACCAGGUCUCGGACUUGGCAAUAAUGGAGGGUUGAUCACCAGCAAUAAUGCUGGCUUGACGACGCCAGCGUUUCCUUCAGCUGGCUCAAGCCAAGGGCAACGGCCCGGGAUGUUCACAUUUGGUGGUGGCAUGACACAGCCAAAAGGAUUACAGUUCCCUAGCUUAGGAGGAAGGUCACAACAAGGGAGCAAAGCGGCACAGGAACAUCAAGCGCAACAAGAAGAGGGAGAAACUACAGGACAAGGUCCACCAGCAGAUCCCUCCUCACACCAACAACAGCAACAGCCACCUAAUAGAGGUGGUUUUCAAUCCCUUUUUGGCGGUGCUCCUGCGAUGCAAUUUCCACCUCUUUUCGGAGGACAGCCACGAGGACCGCAACUCCCGCAACCGCAACUUUUAGGUGGCUUAGGUUUAGGACCGGGUCCGGCCAGCGGACCAUUUGGGGGAGCUGGAGGACGUCAACAGGAGCAGCAAGGAGAAAAUAAUCUUCAGGGUGCAGAAGUCGGUGUCGGGACAGGAGAUGGCGCACCACAAGCGUCAACAUGUCCAGGUAGUUCCUCUUCUAGGCAGAUGAAUCUCAUAGCGAGAGUGAUAAUUUCUGACGACUUUGAACCAGAUCUAGCACUCGAAGACUCAUCAGAACAAGAGGAGGGGGAAGAUAUAAUUCCUCAAUGUGUAUUGUCGUGUCCAGAAUCUUCUGUAGAUGUAGAUCUUCUCGAUGCACAGACCGGAGACCUAGUGCAGAACACAAUAUCGUUGCCUUUGCGGUUCCUGAACCUCCAUCUGAACAACUGUGAGUACGAAAAUGGGACCCGAAGAGAGGUCAACGAAAAAGCAUUGAUCAUUAUGAUUGACGGAGAUGGUGGCCCUCAGACAUGAUAGUGUUGUUGUCCUGCUAGUGGCGCUAGUCAUUGUAGUCCUACUAGUCUUUGUAGUCCUACCUAGUUUUCCUUGCAGGACUACUAAUCGCCGCAGUACAAGUACUACUAGUUCUCGUAGUUGCACUAAUCCUUGAUCGAGCACCUUUCCCACUGAGAAGUAAGUCCGAAGCUACUUUUUAAUGUUGCAAACACAGACAAUGACAAUGUAUCUCCUGCUCUAAUCGCAAGUGCCCUCUCGGAAGAUAUUCACGCUCAGACCUACCAGCACUGCGGAUCCAAUUGUGUGGUAGCAGCGGUAAAGUGGGCUUUGUAGACCGAGGCCCGACCCAGGAAGAGGAGGCACCAAAGCCAAACUCGCUGUUGAAGAUGCCUCAGCUUGUACCCGUAAAGCCGCCGAAAAAGGGUGAGGGAAUCUUCCAUUACUCCUUGCAAUUUGAGGCGGACGCCGUAGCAGAGGGUGUGCCUGGGAGUGAAGAUCGGGAACUCUUCUUGGAUGUGAAAUGUCUCCUGAGUGGGACUAUUCAGGUGUCGAAAGUUGUUGGAUGAAGUCGUGGAAGGCACAUAAGAUGCUUAAGAUAGAGAACCAUCAUGGCCGCGUACCAGAACUAACACUGAUUAAUUACAUAAAAAUACGACUUGACAGAGAUAGUAAUCCUGUUUCUUGUUAAUAAUCUUGAGUACCCGGAAAGCCAAAGGUCUCAUCUUCACUGUAUUUUUACCAGUUUGGAUAUUGAUGCGGCGGACGUCCUCAGCCGCGUAGAGUAUUCUUAGUCCGACUUCGGUUGUUCUCUUCUAUGACUUGUGGCGGGUUCUUUGGUUUCCAUGGUUGUUGAUGAAAUUAAGAGCAUCUUCUGUAGGUCGUCUCUGCGUGAGUAGAGGGUCAUCGGUUAGACGUCGAUUCUAUAGCUGAUUUACCUGAGAUGGAUAAAGAACAUUUCAUAAACGGUGACGAGAAUAUGCUUUAUGUUCAAAAGUGUGUGCAUUUACUGACCAC